This is a messenger RNA of Echinostoma caproni, 345 nucleotides long. The record is from the annotation of a GenBank genome assembly. Lineage: Eukaryota; Metazoa; Platyhelminthes; Trematoda; Plagiorchiida; Echinostomatidae.
AUGGACUUACCAUCAUUCGAUUUACUUUGGCAUUCAUCGAAAAAGCUGUCAGAAUUGGAAUCUGUUCUCGAGGAAAUUGAUCAACAUGAAGUUCAAAAGAAUUUCUCGUGCAAAAAACGAUUUCGUCGCUGUGGUGGCCUAUUCGGUGCCGGGUUUGCAAUCGAAGAUCGAAGCUACUAUGAACCGAAGCAUCUUUGUUGUGAUCAGGCAUUCUACACGGAUGCGGCCUACAGCACGCACCUGUCCGAGCAUGUUCCGGUUCAUGAUUCGGGAUACUUUGAAAAGAUAUUUCGUCCCACCACAGACACUUCGGUCGCACAGUGGAGAGAAGCACGUAAACGGUGA